Rosa chinensis is the source of this 1989-nucleotide messenger RNA. Its product is annotated as pectinesterase. The record is from RefSeq and is a predicted model, not a curated record. Gene Ontology annotation, molecular function: pectinesterase activity; pectinesterase inhibitor activity. The transcript is spliced from 4 exons. Gene Ontology annotation, biological process: cell wall modification. NCBI's taxonomy places the organism in Eukaryota, Viridiplantae, Streptophyta, Magnoliopsida, Rosales, Rosaceae. Bases 55 to 1743 code for a protein of 562 amino acids.
UCACAUUCCUUGUCCUCGCACAUUUCUCCAUCUCACAAGCGCAAAGUCACAGCCAUGUAUAGUCUAAGAAGGAGAACAAAGCUCUUGCUAUUAUUGCUUCCUACUUCAGUCUUCAUCCUCAUCCUAUUCUUUUCACAAAGCCACUUCACAAAUAGCCCCAAACCCACAAAAGAAUUUAUCAUCCAUGUCCAGAAGCACAACCAAGUAGCCCACUCAACAUGCCAAAACACACUCUACAAAGAUCUCUGCGUCUCGACCCUGACCUCAUUCCCGAACCUGAGCUCGAAAUCGGUCCCGGAAAUCAUAUCCUCCACCGUCAACAAGACCAUGUACGAGGUCAUAGCCUCGAACUCCAACUGCACCAGCAUCAAAAAGCACACCAAGACCAAGCUCGCCGCCGGUCAGCAGCAAGCUCUCGACGACUGUCUCGAGCUCUUCGACAACACCAUUGCCGAGCUCAAGGCUGUCAUGUCGGAACUCAACUCCAAGAAGUCGCCGGCGGCCAAGCACUACAACCACUUGAGGACUCUGCUCAGCGCCGCAAUGACGAACCAGUACACGUGUCUCGAAGGGUUUGAUUCCAGCAGUAGUACGGCGAAAGCUGUGAAGGAUGAAUUGGAGAGCAGAUUGAAUACUACCUGCAAGCACGUUAGCAAUGCCCUUGUGAUGCUCAAGAAGAUUCCGGGAGUGGUUGAACAUGAGACUGACGAGUACGGACCCAUGAAAAAGGGGUUCCCUACAUGGGUCGGAUCCAAAGCUCGAAAACUGUUGCAGACUAGUUCGGCAAAUCAGACCCAGUUUGAUCUGGUGGUGGCGAAAGACGGUAGCGGAAACUUUACCACCAUCACCGACGCAGUGGCUACGGCUCCAAAUUCGAGCGCAACCAGGUUUGUCAUAUACAUAAAAGCUGGUGCGUACUUUGAGAAUGUAGAGGUUGUGAGCAAGAAGAAGAAUUUGAUGUUUUUGGGAGAUGGGAUUGGAAAGACGGUUGUGAAAGCGAGUAGGAACGUUGUCGACGGCUGGACUACUUUCCGAUCGGCCACCGUCGCCGUGGUCGGAGGAGGGUUCAUAGCCAAAGGCAUAACCUUCGAGAACUCAGCCGGACCAAGCAAGCACCAAGCCGUAGCCCUCCGCUCCGGCUCGGACCUCUCCGUCUUCUACCAAUGCAGCUUCGUCGGCUACCAAGACACUCUCUACGUCCACUCCCUCCGCCAGUUCUACAGCGAAUGCGACGUCUACGGCACCGUCGACUUCAUCUUCGGCAACGCCGCCGUCGUCUUGCAGAACUGCAACCUCUACGCGCGAAAGCCCAACGAGAACCAGAAGAACAUCUUCACCGCCCAGGGCCGCGAGGACCCCAACCAGAACACCGGAAUCUCCAUCCUCAACUGCAAGGUCACCGCCGCGUCCGACCUCAUUCCGGUCAAGUCCACGUUCAAGACGUAUCUGGGCCGUCCGUGGAAGGAGUACUCCCGGACCGUUUAUCUCAGGUCGAGUAUCGACGACGUGGUGGACCCCGCCGGCUGGUUGGAGUGGAAUGGCACGUUUGCGCUGAGCACGUUGUAUUAUGGAGAGUAUUUGAACCGGGGAAACGGGUCGGAUACGAGCGCCAGGGUGACGUGGCCGGGUUAUCGGGUUAUUAAUAGCUCCACGGAGGCGAGUCAGUUCACGGUUGGGGCGUUUAUACAAGGAAAUGAGUGGCUCAAUUCUACCGGAGUUCCGUACUUUGCUGGUUUAACAUAAUGCCGGCGGCGACACUCAUUAAUUUCCGGUACCAACAUGGUUAAGAAGUGCCCCUAUUCUUAAAUAAUUGCAAUUACAUGAUAAUUAAGGUGCAUGAUUGAUAGGGUAAGAAAUGCCCUACGGCCCCUACUCGGAUAGAAUUUUAGGUACAUUUUCGAAAUUGAAAAUGAAUUAUAACUGUAUACUUUGUAGAAUUUUUAUUCGAAAAGUGAAAAUUAUAUCCGCGUACGUAGGGAUUGAAAUGCA